This is a messenger RNA of Crotalus tigris (Tiger rattlesnake), 6363 nucleotides long. RefSeq names its product serine/threonine-protein kinase Nek6-like. Lineage: Eukaryota; Metazoa; Chordata; Lepidosauria; Squamata; Viperidae. The coding region runs from base 4149 to 5546 and encodes 465 amino acids. The record is from RefSeq and is a predicted model, not a curated record. Gene Ontology annotation, molecular function: protein kinase activity; ATP binding. The transcript has 3 exons. Gene Ontology annotation, biological process: protein phosphorylation.
GGUCACCUUCCUCACACCCCCCCCCCCCAGGCACCCUCUUGGCUUCUCUGGGGCUUCCCUCCCUCCCAGCCUCCCAGAGCUGGGGCAGGGCUGCCAGUUGGGAAACAGAGAGCAGCAAGGUGCACCUGGCUGGCUGUAGUUACCUUUCCCAGGUGACCCCACCUGACUUCCUCCACUGCUUCAGGAGGGGGCUGUGAGGUCCUCCACUGUGCCUCCGUCUCUUAUGCCUAUAAAUCUCAUCCCUGAAGAAUUAAGGAACAGACUGCCAGGCAGAGAGAAGCCAUCUGGAUUGCUCAGUUUCAGCCCCUCUACCCCCGCCCCUGCCAAGGAAGGGCCCUGGCCAUGGGGCCCUUGGUCCCUUUCCCUGCUCUCACUCCUGGAGGGGGGCUCCUGAAAACUUAAUCACCAGGAGGGUAGGCGAUUCCUUUCCCAGGGAUGAUGUUCCUCUACCAGAAGCAACCCCAGUCAUCCUCCUGGUAGUUCCAAAUAGGCAGAGCUUUUGGAAUAGGGCUACCAAGUGGGGGGGGAAGGGCCUCCCAAAGAUAACAACUGAGGAGGAGGUGAGGAGCAACAACUGCAGGCCUCCCACAAGAAAGAGUGUCCAGAAACAGCAUUGAACCAGGGAUUAUUCUGGAGGAGCCUGAGGGCCUCCAGCUGGCACCCAGGGCUGGAAAGCCAGAGGCUCCGGGCCCAUUUCCUUGACCACUUCCUUGCCCGGGGUGGGUGGGUCCACUGUGCCUUUGAGCUACCUGCCCGUCUGUCAGCAGCACAAGGCACAGAAGCUGGCCUGCCCCGGCCCGUUCUCCGGCCUUGGUCAAAAGCUCUUUAUGCCAGCAGGGCUUCCGGGCUGGCAGUAAAGGCAGUAAGCGGCUCUCGCCUUCACUGCUGGCCUGGGGGGCCCAGGGAAGCCCAGUUGCCCUCCGGCUGCCAAGCCUCAGAGGCUCCCUCAUGCCUGUCCACCAUCUUCCCAGUCUUUCCAUACAAAGCUGUAGACUCUAGAGGGAAAUCCCACUCUCUCUUUGAGGGGCAUUUGAGGGCAGGACUUCUGAUGUGACUCUUCAGGCUUCCUUCUUCAAUGUGGUCUAUAACUUUACUGAUGGUGCAGUGACUUUGAGUGGCUGGGCAUGGGGAGUUGGGGAACGAAUGUCCUGCAAAUUCCCCUUUGCUCUCUGCAGGCUUGUGCAUCUGCAAUCUUUGCUUGCCAACACAUUUUGAAGUUUGCAGACAUAGGCUGAGUAAAUAGCCUCUUCUCAUUCUGUUUAUUUGCAGAUCCAACGCAUCACAACUUAUGUAAGUUAUUCCAUUUGGCAGGGUGACAGGGGCAAGAUUGGCACAAAGAGUCUAAAUUAUGACCUCUUUCUUAGCAAUAACAGUCUCAGGUUGUUAAUUAAAGACAACCAGAUUUAAAGUCUUGAAAAGGGAAGCCACAGCAAAUGGGUGGGUGUUUCUAAGGGGCCAGAUUACUUUUAUCAAGUGGGCUACCUGGAGCCAGAUGCAGCUGCUGGUGCCCAGUUAGUGACCCUUUUCUGACUGGGGUCACUGCAGACAAGGGCAAGAGGUGCCCAUUCUGGGGCCUCCCUGAAUGGAAAAAGGGGCUCUUCUGUGGCUGCUGGGGGGAGGGGGCAUUUGCAUCCUGCCCCCCUCCCUGAACAAGCGCCCUUCAGCACCACCUCUUUGCCCUUUCAGUGAGCAGCAGCAGCAGCACCAAAACAAAGGACUUGCCAGCAGCAGCUGAGAACAAGAAGUCCUCCAUGCUAUUAAGGGACGAGUUGCAUAACAGCUGUUUGGAAGCAGCUCCAUGCCAGGAUUGCAGCAGCCUCUGGAUGGUGCCCAGGGGUGGGGCAGGCGCUCCCCAGCCUGCAGACUAUCCAAGCCCAACCACGGCAGGCACAUGACUCCCUCUGUCCCCUUAAAUCCCCAAGGUGGUUGCAUGGACUGCCACUGUGCCAGGCGUGAAGACCAUUCAGGUCACUUCAUGCACCCACUAGAGCCACAGGGGCCCCAAAUGGCCCCAGCAGGAGGCUCCACAGUGCCAGCAAGGCUGUUUGAAUGCUGGUCCCUGAUCACUCAGCCCUCACACAGAGCAGCACCACUUUCUGCAGAAUGCCCAGGAGGGAUGGCAGCCGGGCAGCUUCACAUUCAGACCAUGCCUGACAUUCCGAGCUAAUGGAUGUUUCAGUGUUCCCUGAGGGAGGUGCAGAAACCUGGUCCUAGAUGCAGGGAGGCAAUGCUGAGGAAGGCACGCCAGGGGCUGCCAUUCCCCUGCCUCUCUCAGAUGGGAACAGAGCUCUGCAAAGGGACACUUUGUGCCAAGAAAGAUAAUUUGCCCAAGAAUGGCUUCCCAGGGCCAAUUUCCAAGCCGCAAGGCGGACGGAAUGCAGGGGGCUGUUAUGUAACCUCUUGAAACAGGACGUGGUCUGCAAGACAAGCCAAGGCUGCAAGCCUGGACCAUGGGAGGGUGCUCCACACUCCCACCUCUGCCUGCCGGCUGCCUCCAGAAUCUUCUUACAUAACAGUGUGGAGCUGAGAACAUUUUUCUGUGUUGUCGUCAAUUUGUUUUGUUCUCUGCUGAGAUGCCCAGCCCUCCCGCCCUCCACUUCCCCCAUUUCUGCUUUCCCUGACGUCAGUCUGGGUCACGCCUCUCUGCGCUCCCCGAAGCCUUGGGGAACCCUGAAAGUACCAGAGCUGGAGGAAGUGGCAGAGCAAGGAAGAAACGCCGCCCUAGGCAGGCGAGAGGCUCUGGGCUGUUCCAUGUACUGCCAGAGUACUUAAUUUGUACCCAGAGAAGCUGCGCAAGGACCCCCUUCUGCAGAAAGAGGGCUCGUGCUCUACCCGAGACCCCUCAUCUCCCCAAAGUUGACUUUCAUUUGAAACUCUUCUUUGGGGCCAGAUGAUGUUCUGAACUGCCAAAACAGCUCCCCACAAAGACCCUUCCACAUGUAUAUUUGACACGACUAGCAUCCCUCUCCUCAUCCGACAGAGGCUACGUCUGCCAGCAGCUCUCCAUUGCAGGGGCUUCUGCAGAUCUUGCCUGGCUGCACUAGACAGCUGUGACAGAAGGACAAGCCUUUUCUGAAUGUGCAGCUGAGACUUUCUGGCUUCCCAGGUCUGAGUCUUCCAGUCUUUGGAUUCCACCUGCUGGCUGGGAACGGCUCAACUGCCUUCCCAAGUCUGCAGGUCGGGCUGGGAGUGGACAGAAUAUACCCUGGCUCCUUGGCUGGGGGCGGAGGGGGGACACCAGGGAGCACCUGGAAGCCACCGUCCUCCUGGGCUGCAGCCUGAUUUGCAGGGAAAGAGUUCCCUCGUGUGGCAAGCAGGCAGUAGCGUCCCCGAGCAGGCCUCCAGCUCCCUGGCUCUGUGCAUGAAGCUGGGGGGUGGGGGUGGGGAGCGGGCAACUGCAUGACACCCAUCGCCUGGGGAGCAGUGGAUUGGCUCUUGUCACUUGGGUGGGCUGUCCCAGUGGGACCUUCCUGUCCAAAGGCUACCUGAGGCUUUCUCCACCACCCAACAGUCUGCCACUAGACAACGUGGCUGAAAGCCGGCUGUCCCCAUUGAGAAUGGCACCUGGCCCGCUUUGGUUCCUGGCCACCUGGCGGAUGACCAAGCCACGGACAGGGUUGGGAGUGCCCAACUUUGAUGGCAGCAGAACAGCUGUGGAGACUCCAUCUUCUCAGUGAGGGGUUGGGAGGAGUUGAUUGCCCCCGCCAGGGAUAUGGCAACAAUGGGGAAAAUGUUGCCGGGAUGCUCUUUGGGGGAUGUGAGGAGGGGGCCAUAGAAAGCACAUGCUUGAUACUUUUAACUCCCAAAUGUGUUGCUUCCGCCCUGGGCUGCUGACAUCCAUCGCCUGUGCAUCAACUGCAGAGAAAGUUGAGGAGGGUCCUCCUGAUCCCCCUCCCCUUCUUGUGGGCCCUGACUUGGCUCCCUCCCUGGCUUUGCAGCUGAUAUCAGCUUGGGGGGCGCGGUGUCAUAGUCAUUCUUAUGAUGCAGGCUCCCCUGCCACACUCUGGCCUGGCUUCAGCCAUGCCCUGGAAGCCCAGGCCAGGCUGGUGGCUGAGUGACUCCUGCUCCUGGCCCCCUCUCCCUCCGGCCAUGGGUAAAGGGAAGGGUCGGCCCGGUGGUCACGGGCAGAGGGGCCUCGGCAGGGCAGCAUGGAACAGUAUGAGCCCAUCUUCAGCAUCGGUCAGGGCUCCAGCGCUGAGGUCUUCCUGAUGAGGAACGCCAGGACGAAGCAGCUCUUUGCAGUCAAGAAGGUCAAGACGGUACCCGGGAAGCGGCUGCGCAGUAAGGAGGCCAUCUUGCAGGAAGUGGCCAUUCUGCGGCAGCUGCAGCACCCCCAUGUGGUGGCUUGCCAUGGCCACUUUCUGGACACCGAGGAGGCGCAUGUUUUCAUCGUGCAGGAGUAUUGCGAUGGGGGUUCCCUUGACCAGCAUAUCCAGAAAGGGGGACCCUUUCCCGAGAGAGUCAUCAUGCGGUGGUUCGUGCAGCUGGCUCUGGCGGUACAGUACAUCCACACCCUGAGGAUCUUGCAUCGGGACAUCAAAGCCUCCAACGUCUUCCUCACUCAGACCUGCAUUCUCAAACUGGGGGAUUUUGGCAUCUCCAAGGUGAUGGAUGGCACCUUGGAACUAGCCAGCACCUUUGUGGGCACGCCCUAUUACCUCAGCCCUGAGCUCUGCAGGGAUCUGCCCUACAGUUCCAAGGCAGACAUCUGGGCCCUGGGCUGUGUCCUCUUUGAGAUGUGCGCCCUGCAGCCGCCCUUUCAGGCAUUCAGCAUGAUCAGCCUCUUCCACAAGAUUGUGAACUCCAGCCCCAGCCCCAUCCCGGCCUGCUACCCGGCCCCCCUGCACGGCCUCAUCCAAAGCAUCCUGCAGAAGGACCCAGAAGCCCGGCCAAGUGCCAGCACCAUUCUCACCUUCCCCUACGUCCAGCAGCACCUCAGCCUUUACUUCCUCCACCGGGACCCUCGGCUACCCUGCCAGUUGCAGCCAGAAGCCGCUCCCAAAGGAGAGGGGGCUCAGCCCAGUCAGUCCGAGGCUGGCACAGCGGGUAUCCCGAGCGGUGCAGCCGAGGCACCCAGCUCUGCCUGGCUCCCCUCUCUGCAGCACAACCAGAACCUUGCAGACAGCCUGAGCUCCUGCAGCAGUGCUUCGCAAUACUCGGCCGACUUUGAAGAAACAAGCACUUCUCUCGGCAGCACCUCAGAUGCAGAUCUCCCUAUCAACACCGAGGCAACCGAAACCUCUUCCGAGGACAACUGGGAGUCCCAAGACUUUGAGGACUCGGAGGAAGCCGCUCUGGCCGAUGCAGUGGACACUCUUGAACGGGCCAUGCAAGACAGCAAGUCCUCUUCAGCCCCUGGGAGCUUGCGGAAGCAGAUAGAUGACAGCGACUUUGGCGCAAGCGACUCCAGCAGCUUCACCUCCAAGGACUCGGAGCAUCUGUUAUGCUCAGAAGACUCUGAGCACACAGAGAUUGGCCGUUCACUGCAAAGUCUAGAUUUGGGACACGGCAAGGGGAACAUCGGAUGCAAUCCAAAGCAAACGUGACUGCAGCCACCCUGAAAAUCAGUGAGGGUGGGAUAUUCUGGUCAACCUUCCCAAGCAAUCAUCUGCAGCCCCCAAGAUCUCACUUCAGAGGUUUUUGCAAUGCAGGACCAGUCUAGUUGUUCUAUUCCCAGAUUCAAAUCCUUGUGCGGCCUGAAUCAAGAUCCUUUUUGUAAAGAGAUUUAUAAAGAACAGCCAGAAAGAGCUCACCUAGCAGAAGUGUAAGACUUGCUAAGGAUAAAACCACCGUAACCAACUGUAGUCUCUUCAGUAAGUGCCUCCUCUUCCUCCAUCUCCAAUGCUUUCAGAAUAUUCCCUUCACAGGCAUACACACACUUUCAUAAAAUCUAGACUGAGCUUCAUCACAUGUCUGGCUGUUUCUUUCAUGAACAGAGAGAACAGAUUAAAAAGGAUCUCCCUCUUGUGGGUGUACGAACAAAAUGCCUUGGGUGAGGCCAGAAAUAUUUGACUGAAAACUCACCUCUGCCAGAAUUGGCCAACCCAAGAGAAAUAUGAACAGCAAAAGGCACCCUGGCCUGAGAACUGAAGCCUCAUGAAAUUCCGUGUCCCCCCCAUGUCAUAAUAUUUUCUCCUGCAGAACACACAAAGGCUCUAGGACAGCCAAGAAGAGAAAAGCCCAGAGAGAAGUACGGAAAAGGUUUAUUUAUCAAACCGGAAAUGAAUCUGGAUUGGGCUCUGCACAGCAUCUCAGGGACUCAGCCGCUGCUCUGUUUAGCCGCUAGCCUCUUGUCUCUCUCUUCAGCAAUCGUGAGGCGGAUUCCCUUCCCGCGAGGCAGGGAGAUCCAAGGCUUGUUACCCU